Messenger RNA from Zonotrichia leucophrys gambelii, 1972 nucleotides. RefSeq names its product kelch like family member 42 (gene KLHL42). Gene Ontology annotation, molecular function: protein binding. The coding region runs from base 24 to 1571 and encodes 515 amino acids. The record is from RefSeq and is a predicted model, not a curated record. Lineage: Eukaryota; Metazoa; Chordata; Aves; Passeriformes; Passerellidae. The transcript has 3 exons.
CGCGGCCGGGCCCGCGGUGAGCGAUGUCCCUGGCGGAGCGGCGGCGGCGGCGGCAGCAGCAGGAGGAGGAAGAGGAGCGGGAAGGGGAAGCAGGGGAUGGGGCCGGUGCCGGGGAGGAGGUGGUGCAGAUCCGCCUGGGGGACAAGUGCUACCCGGUGUGCAAGAGGAAGCUGAUCGAGCAGAGCGACUAUUUCCGAGCGCUCUACCGCUCGGGCAUGCGGGAGGCAGGGCAGGGCCAGGAGGAGCAGCUGCUGCGCGGGGGGCUGAGCGCCCUGGGGCUGGAGCUGGUGCUGGACUUCAUCAACACGUCCUGCCUGGCCAGGCUGGAGCAGGAGGAGGGCGGCGAGGAGGAGCCGCCGCUGCUGGAGGAGCUGGUGGAGGCCGCGUCCUACCUGCAGGUCACGCCCCUGCUGCGGCUGCUGCUGUCGCAGGUGCGCCUGGGCAACUGCUUCGAGCUGCACCGCCUGGCGCAGGUGUACGGCCUGCAGGACCUGCACGACGCCUGCCUGGACUUCAUGGCCGCCCACUACCACCAGGUGCUGCGCAGGCCCGACGCCCGCCCGCACCUCCUGCUGCCCCCGGCGCUGCAGCAGCAGCUGCGGGAGCGGCGCAUGAGGGGCACGGCCACGCUGGUGCUGCUCGGGGACUUCAUGGGCCCGCCGGGGCUGCCCGCCGGCUGUCACCCCGCGGGGGACGCGCCCUGGGCCAUGCUCCGCUACGACGAGGAGGCGCAGCGGUGGCUGCCGCUGGCCAACAACCUGCCCGCAGACCUGGUGAGCGUCCGCGGCUACGGCUCGGCCACGCUGGACAAUUACCUGUUCAUCGUCGGCGGCUACCGCAUCACCAGCCAGGAGAUCUCGGCCGCGCACUGCUACAACCCAUGCCUGAACGAGUGGAGCCAGCUGGCCUCGAUGAACCAGAAGAGGUCCAACUUCAAGCUGCUGGCUGUCAGUGGGAAGCUCUAUGCCAUCGGUGGCCAGUCCCUUUCCAACGUGGAGUGCUACAACCCGGAGAACGACUGGUGGAAUUUUGUGGCGUCCAUGCCAAACCCUCUUGCAGAAUUCUCAGCUUGUGAAUGCAAAGGCAAGAUCUAUGUCAUUGGAGGAUACACUGCACGAGGCAGGAACAUGAGCAUCCUGCAGUACUGCCCCACUUCCGAUUCCUGGACCAACUUGGAGCUGUGCGACGUGCACGUGCGCAAGCAGCAGAUGCUGUCUGUGGAGGAGACCAUCUACCUGGUGGGGGGCUGCAUCCUGGAGCCAGGGCCCGGCCACAGGUCCAGCCCCAGCGAGGACGUGCUGACCGUGCAGUCCUACAACAUCGCCACCAAAGAGUGGCUCUACCUCAACGAGAACUCUUCCAAAUCCGGCCUUAACUUGACUUGCACGCUCCACAACGAUGGAGUCUAUAUCUUGAGUAGGAAUAUUACUCUGUCUUCCAGCUUGGAGCAGCGUCUCUUCCUGAAGUACAACAUCUUCACGGACACUUGGGAGACCCUGGGGCGCUUCCCAGCCUUUGGACAGAACAUUCUGAUCUGUUCUAUGUAUUUGCCUGAUGGGCGAAAAGUGUAGCAGCAGCAGGUUUUCUUUUCAGUUCAUUAUGUUUUUUUUGAUAAAAUAUUGCUCCCUUUGAGUAAUUCCAUUUUCAGAAAGUCAUCUGGUUGCAUAAUGCAGGCAUAAAAUACUGAUUCUGUUCUCUAAAAAGGUUUCAGAAUUCAGUAUGAAGAGAAAUGCUUCCAGAAGCAUUUUUAAGAUGUGGAUUUGAAAAUUUUACUAGUUUGGAUUAAAAUUUCAGCAGGUAUUGUUUGCAAUUUAAACGUAAAAUUAUUGUAUUGGCAACUGAUGCAGGAGUUCCAAAGGCAAAACUGAUCAGUCUGGUUUUAUUCUUUGUCUUAGUAGACAGUGUAGAACAAAACAUAUACAUUUUAAAAGCGGAAACAAUUCAAUAAAGUAAAUAAUUAGUAUAAUCAAAA